Eublepharis macularius is the source of this 3188-nucleotide messenger RNA. RefSeq names its product syntrophin beta 1 (gene SNTB1). Bases 111 to 1772 code for a protein of 553 amino acids. Gene Ontology annotation, molecular function: protein binding; structural molecule activity. The record is from RefSeq and is a predicted model, not a curated record. Gene Ontology annotation, cellular component: intracellular anatomical structure; dystrophin-associated glycoprotein complex; synapse. The transcript is spliced from 7 exons. Lineage: Eukaryota; Metazoa; Chordata; Lepidosauria; Squamata; Eublepharidae.
CUCUCCGGCGCGCAGGGAAAGUCCGCCGCCGGCCCCUGCCCGCCUCUCUCGGCUCUCCCGGCCCGCGCGUGUGCGCCCCUUCGCCUGGCGCGUUGAGAAAUGCUCCAAAGAUGGCGGUAGCGGCGGCCGGAGGGGGCGGCAGUGGCAGCGGCCGGGCGCAGCGCAGCGGCGCGCUCGAAGUUUUGGUGCGCGACCGGUGGCACCGAGUGCUGGUGAACUUGGGCGACGAGGCGCUGGUGCUGAGCUCCGAGGAGGCGGGCGCCGCUUACAACGGCCUCGGGGCCGCCCCCGCGGGCGGCAACGGCAAUGGGAGCCUCGGCGGCAGAGGGGCAGCGCCCGGGGGCAGCCUUUCCGACGCGGGCUCCCCCGGGGGCCCGGCGUCCGGCGUCCCUAAACUGGGCUCGGGUUCGGCGCUGGGCGGCGGGGUGCGCACGGCGUUCACCGACCUGCCCGAGCAAGUGCCCGAGGCCGUCUCCAACCAGAAGCGGUGCGUCAAGGUGCUGAAGCAGGAGACGGGCGGCUUGGGCAUCAGCAUCAAGGGCGGCAAGGAGAACAAGAUGCCCAUCCUCAUCAGCAAGAUCUUCAAGGGGCUGGCCGCGGACCAGACCCAGGCGCUCUACGUCGGGGAUGCCAUUCUGGCCGUCAACGGGACGGACCUGCGGGACGCCACGCACGACGAAGCCGUGCAGGCGCUCAAGAGGGCGGGCAAGGAGGUUUUGCUGGAAGUAAAAUACAUGCGAGAAGCCACCCCUUAUGUGAAGAAAGGUUCUCCGGUUUCAGAAAUUGGGUGGGAGACUCCUCCACCAGAAUCUCCUCGGUUGGGAAAUGCAUCCAGCGAUCCUCUCUCGCACCUUUCUCUCUCCAUCCACAGAGACAAGAAGACGAUCCCGCUCAAAAUGUGCUAUGUUACACGGAACAUGGCUGCCUCAGAUUUAGAAAACAGGCUUGUUGAAAUUCAUUCACCUGAUGCCAAGCACACUCUUGUCCUAAGGAGUAAAGAUUCGCCCACAGCCCAAGCCUGGUUCAGUGCUAUCCACUCCUGUGUCAGUGACCUCAUUCCUAAGGUCAUCUCAGAGGUCAAAGAUCAGUUGGGUAAAACGGGGAUUGCAGGAGGCCGAGAGAUUAGGCAUCUUGGUUGGCUCGCGGAAAAGGUGCUGGGGGAGAAUGAGAAGCACUGGAAACCUGUCCUGGUUGUACUAACCGAGAAGGAUCUUCUGAUGUAUGAGAACAUGCCACGAAUCAAGGAGGCCUGGUUCAGCCCUCUGCAUUCUUACCCUCUUCUGGCCACCAGGUUGGUACAUUCAGGCCCAGGGAAGGGCUCUCCACAGCCUGGGGUAGAUGUCUCCUUUGCUACUCGCACAGGAACACGGCAAGGGAUUGAGACGCAUCUCUUCAGGACAGAGACGGGCAGAGACCUUUCCCUGUGGACCCGCAGCAUAGUUCAGGGGUGCCACAAUGCAGCUGAGCUCACCACAGAAAUCGCAACCGCAUGUACCUACAAGAGCCAAGAGUGCCGUUUGACCAUCCACUAUGACCAUGGAUUCUCUCUCACGACUGAACCCCAAGACGGUGCCUUUCCCAAAACAAUAUUACAGUUUCCUUACGAGAAGCUAAAAAUGUCCUCGGACGAUGGGAUUCGGAUGCUUUAUCUAGACUUCGGAGGAAAGGAAGGCGACAUUCAACUGGAUCUUCACUCCUGUCCAAAGCCAAUUGUGUUCAUCAUUCAUUCCUUCCUGUCAGCCAAGAUUACACGGCUUGGUCUGGUAGCAUAAACUCCGGCCAUCGGUUUUGCAAGGAAGAAAAACAAGAACAAAGAGCUACCAGGCUAAUCUGAAUUGCAAGGGACAUCCUAGCCACAUAUGUAGCUGCAAGCAACAACUAUAACUGUUUUGUGCAGGGACUUCUGCGGUGUUGGGGGCAGAGCCCUGUGCUUGGAUCAGUUACAAAAACAAGGUGCAGAAAUAAGAAUAAUCAAGGAAGCCAGAGAGCAAGAACAUUCGCUUCAGCUAACAUUGAUUUGCUACCGGGGGGGUGGGUGGGUGGGGGGACAAGUGGAGAACACUGCAUAGGUCACUAUAUAUAAAGGCAAAACUGAGUAUUGAAGGAAUAAUGGCGUAAGACUACAUUGAAGUAUUUCAGAUUCAUUACUGUGCCUCUGUCAGUGAUAGAGAGUAGUAAGUUUUCAAACUGGAUUCUGAAGAGUUGGGGGGUUCCUUUGGAUUAUCAAGUUUCAUGAGAUCAGUAUCAGAGGCCGGGGUUUCUGGAAAGAUAGGGGUUGCCCCUAAUCAGUGGUCUUCCAGAGGAAGUAAGCAUGAGGCGCAUUCUGGAAUACAAUCUUUAUGGCGAGCUGAGGAAACAGUAAACCUGGCUGGUAGCCUCUGUGAACAAACAGCAUGUCUUAAAACACAUCCCAGACACCUCUGCGAUAUGUAGAGUUUCUGUGGCACAUAAAUGGAUGCAGCUGGAGUUCUUUCAAAGUAGGAAGUUUAAAAACCACUGUAGUGAUCAAGGGCUAAGUAAAAAGGAGAUAACAUACCCACAUUGGAUCUGACCAGUGAAACUGCCAGGCACUGUGUAUAAACGGAAGCUUGUCCACCGAGCCACCUUCCAGUUUUGAGAAAGCAGCAGGAAAAGAGCACCUUUCUUCAGCUGCUGUACCAGGUAAAGAGUUUGUUGUCUAGAUGCUGUAUGCCCCCAAGGUGUUCAUGCUUCCCAAAUGAUCUGUGAAUGCCCUGCAUCACUGCACAAUUUGGGGUUGGGUGGGGAUGCCCAGAGCAGUUGCAGCGACAGGAUAGUAUCCCCAAGCCAGGCAAAGGAGCACCUAAGGUACGUGGAAGAGGCGUCUCAAGUGUCCUUAAUUAGGAGAGACAAAAAGUUCCAAUAGUCACACACUUCAUAUUUGGUUUCUGACACUGCUGUGUUCAUCCUACUGGUAAAAUGAAAUAAGCUGAUUUUUUUUUUUAAAAAAAUGGCUUUAUUCAGUAAAUAAGUUUUAAAAUAAAUAAAUGUUUAGAUACAUGAUGUAGUGCUAACAAUUUUAGUGGAACUACAAUGAAGGCAGCAAAAAAAAUCUAGAAAGCCCUUUUGGGCAGCUGGUUUUCAUAUACAGAAACAGACAAACAGAAUUGGGCGUUCCUGUAAAAAGCUAUAAAUCACAGAGGGAAACCAUACCCACAGGAAACGAUUUA